CUUAACUGUAGCAUAAUGGAACGCUUUCGAGAUGAUCUUCAAUACGUUGUCAAUGAGUACUACGAGGUCAAUGAUUUCGAUACCGACGAUACCUUCGAACCUGAGCCUCAGAGGGACACCUUUGAAUUUGAUUCCAUUGACUCCGAUUUUGAAUCGAGUAAGCCAAAAACUGAUACAUCAGCUGAGGAAGCUAGAAAUGGAAAAGAUAUACAGGGAAUUCCUUGGGAGAGGCUUAAUUUCACUAGAGAUAAAUACCGUCAGACUAGAGUAAGACAGUACAAGAACUAUGAGAACCUCUUUGGUUCUCGUGAAGAGAUGAAAAAGGAGUGCUUGCAAACAGAGAAGGGAAAGACCUUUUAUGACUUUCAGUUUAACACAAGACUUGUCAAAUCGACAAUUGUUCACUUUCAGCUUAGAAAUCUAUUAUGGGCUACAUCAAAGCAUGAUGUAUACCUCAUGGAAAAUUACUCAGUAAUGCAUUGGUCAUCACUGCUUCGCAGAGGUGAAGAAGUACUGAAUGUGGCUAAGCCAAUUUUUCCCAGCCUGAAACGUCCUGGAUUGCUAUCUCAGCAACUCUCUAGAGUGCAGAUCAGCACAAUGGCAGUUAAAGAGAAUUUCAUGGUAGCUGGUGGUUUUAAGGGGGAACUUAUUUGCAAGUACUUAAAUCAACCAGGGGUGGCAUUUUGCACAAAAUUAACUGCGGAUGAUGAUGCAAUUACCAAUGCAGUGGAUGUGUACCGUAAUCCUAGUGGUGCAAUGAGAGUUAUGGCUGCAAAUAACGAUGCCCAAAUUAGAAUUUAUGAUGCUGAAACUUUUGCUAGUGUUAACCGCUACUCAUUCGACUGGACUGUAAAUAAUACCUCCAUAACAGCUUGCUAUAGUUCAUCCGCAGACGAGAUAACCACUAUCUAGAUUCCAUGUUAUAAAAUGCCAGAGCCGCUCUUUGAUAUCAGAGGCAAAUUAUUGUGAAUAUCUUAUAAUUAAUUAAGGGGUUGUUUCGAAAUUUCCUGG
Molecule: messenger RNA, 1011 nt
Organism: Hibiscus syriacus
Lineage: Eukaryota; Viridiplantae; Streptophyta; Magnoliopsida; Malvales; Malvaceae
Exons: 8
Coding region: 16-912 (298 amino acids)
Source: RefSeq, a predicted model, not a curated record